AGAUUACAGAGAAGAGGGAUAAUAGUGAGUUUAGAGAUGGAAAUUGAGGAGAUAAGCAGUGGUUCAUCACUUCCCCUCCUUUCAUUGAAUCAUAUAUCCCUGUUGUGCAGAUCUGUGUCAACUUCUGCUGCAUUUUACGAAGAGGUCUUGGGCUUUGUUGUCAUCAAACGACCCUCUUCUUUCAAUUUUAAUGGAGCCUGGUUGUUCAAUUAUGGAGUUGGGAUACACUUGCUUGAGAAUAAUUCUUCUAACGAGUAUGAUAUGCUAUUUCUCUCAAGACCCAUUAAUCCACAGGACAACCACAUUUCAUUCCAGUGCACCGACAUUGGCUUUGUUAAGAGGAGAUUGCAAGAGUUGGGGAUUAAGUACGUGACAGCAGUGGUUAAUGAAGGAAGGAUAAGGGUGGAUCAAGUGUUCUUCCAUGACCCAGAUGGAUAUAUGAUCGAGAUCUGCAACUGUGAUAAACUUCCAGUUCUUCCACUCUCCUCCCCAUUUCUACCAGAGAUUCCUAUAUCUUCCCCUUUCAAGGAGAGUAAAGGGAGUACUUGCAAGAAAAUGGUGGAUGGGUGUGGACUGAUGGAGAAUGCAAUGAUGGAGAGCUUAAGCAUGGAGAUGAUGAACUUCUCAUUUUAAGUUAUUAGAUUGUUUCAAUAGAGAACCUUUUUAUUUUUAAUC
Telopea speciosissima is the source of this 675-nucleotide messenger RNA. RefSeq lists its product as uncharacterized. The record is from RefSeq and is a predicted model, not a curated record. The transcript has 4 exons. The coding region runs from base 37 to 633 and encodes 198 amino acids. NCBI's taxonomy places the organism in Eukaryota, Viridiplantae, Streptophyta, Magnoliopsida, Proteales, Proteaceae.